GGGCAUCCACACGCACUGGGAGCUAGGAAACUCAAGGAGGUGUGCCCUAGCACUCAGCGAUCACCCCGCCCCCAGGGCGGAGCGCAGGUGGCUUUCUCAUCACCUUUCCCCUCUCCGAGAUCCUAAUUUGCCUGGGUUAGUGCCCGCCGUUCUUCAGAAAGCGCUGAGGCAUGGGGGAAGGGAGGGGCUGGGACUUCUCGUGCUUGGUGUUGUCAGCUCCUCCCACGUCUCCUCUUCCUGCUCCUCCCCUCCACCGACCAGGACCGGAAAUGAGGUCACAGAGGGAAACCCCCGCGGAGAGACGGGGCCCAAACUGCGGUGGCCGUUGAAGCGGGCUGCGGCAGCCGACUUCAUGGAUGAGCUGGUACACGAUUUGGCCUCGGCCUUGGAGCAGACAUCAGAACAGAAUAAACUAGAUGAACUAUGGGAGGAAAUGGCUCUGAGCCCUCGACAGCAGAGACGACAGCUUCGAAAACGGAGGGGUCGAAAGCGGCGUUCUGACUUCACUCACUUAGCAGAACACACCUGUUGCUAUAGUGAGGCCUCGGAGUCUAGCUUGGAUGAGGCUUUGAAGGACUGUCGGGAAGUGGCUGCAGUCACCAACGUCAGUGACUCUGAUGACACAAUGGUGGCCAAGCGACAUCCAGCUCUUAAUUCCACCUUAAAGAAUAAGCAGCACUCUUGGCAUGAAUCAGACUCCUUUACUGAGAAUGCACCCUGUAGACCACUGAGGCGGAGGAGGAAGGUGAAACGAGUGACUUCAGAAGUAGCUGCUAGCCUUCAGCAAAAACUCAAGGUGUCAGAUUGGAGCUAUGAGAGAGGCUGCAGGUUCAAAUCUGCCAAGAAGCAGAGGCUGUCACGUUGGAAGGAGAAUGCUCCCUGGACUUCAUCAGGCCAUGGGCUGUGUGAGUCUGCAGAAAAUAGGACUUUCCUUAGCAAAUCGGUCAGGAAGGAGAGGAUGGAGUGUGAAGCUGAUGAACAAAAACAGGGCUCUGAUGAGAACAUGUCAGAAUGUGAAACCAGCAGUGUAUGUAGUAGCAGUGAUACAGGUCUCUUCACCAAUGAUGAAGGUCGGCAAGGGGAUGAUGAACAGAGUGAUUGGUUCUAUGAAGGUGAAUGUGUCUCAGGAUUCACUGUCCCUAAUCUCCUCCCCAAGUGGGCACCCGAUCAUCGAUCUGAAAUGGAGAGAAUGGAUGCAGGACUAGACAAACUUUCAGAUUCCACAUUCCUUUUGCCCUCCCGUCCAGCUCAAAGAGGGUUCCAUGCACGCUUGAAUCGACUACCUGGAGCUGCUGCCCGAUGCCUCAGAAAGGGAAGAAGAAGGCUUGUUGGAAAGGAGACCAGCAUGAGCACUUUAGGGCCUGAGAGGGUAGGCCACAUUAUUAGCGAUCCACGUCAGAAAGAAAAGAACAAAGCGUUGACUUCUGAUUUUCCCCACAUUCCUGCCUGUUCACAUGAGUUCAAUCCCCUUUCUCCUCUCUAUUCUUUGGAUGUUCUUGCUGAUGCUUCUCACCGAAGAUGCUUACCAGCACACUGUUCUGCCAGUUCUCUAUCUGGAUGUGGACAGCGUUCUUUCUCACAGGCAAAUGUACACUUGGGACCACCAUGUUCAAGGGACAUAAAGAGGAAACGGAAACCUAUGACCACAGCAUCUUUAUCCAGCCCAACUGCAGCUUUACCUGUUCACAUGGAUGAAGUAGAGGCAAUUCUACCAUCAUCUCAGGUCCAGAAAUCCCCGAAUUCUGAGUGGUCAGUCAGGACCUAUGCAGCAGACAAAACCACUGGGUCACCUCCAGCUACCUUUUUUAAAAUGCCACAGGAAAAAAGCCCUGGUUGUGGCUAGAGAGGCAUUUUGAAUUUGUUAAAACAUUUUGGACUUUGGAUUGUAUUGUCCCAGCUAUCUUAUUUGGUAAUACCUAUCUCAUCAUCUUCAGCGUACUUAUCUUUGACCACAGCAGCUUGAUCUCUCUAUUGGAAAAAUCAUGCCCAUGAUUCACUUUUUAAAGUAUUAACAUGUUGGGGCAGUUUUAAAAAAAAAAAUCUUGCUAUGCUGUAUUUAUUAUGUUUAUCUGUCAUUGCUGUCCCAACAUCUAUCUACAACUACUUUUACAGAGCGGGUGCUUUUUUGCAGAUGUCUUUGUUGUUAUGAAAGUGGUGACUGCUUUUGCAUCUUAUUUUAUGGCAAAGCUGCCAAUAUCACUUGAAGAAGAGCUUACUUUGUAUCUAGCCCUAGACAAGUGUGAGAACUGAGUCUAAUGCUAGCAGGAAAUUACAUUUGGCCAAGAGGUGGGAGACCAAAAACAUGGGACUGAUUUCAAGCCUGGGUCUUUGGAAUUUUGCCUUUUGGUGGUCUCUGAACAACAAAACUCAUCAACCAACGCUGGAUCUUCGAAGAGGCAUGGGCUAGCCACCUGUGCCUCAGAACAAGUUUGUCUUAUCCUAGUGGAUGACUUAACAUUGCUCAUGAUUAUGCUAUUCAUUGCCUUCUCUCCUGUGGUUUUUUCCUGAAUAAGAAAUCCCAUAAAUAUGUACAAAUUGACACAAUGAAAAUAACUUAGGUGUGAAAAUCAGCUCUAAGGUAUUUAGUGAGAUAUAAAAAACAUUUUCUUUCCCAAGUCAAAUUCUUUCUCAAGCAGACUUUUAUCAUGUGAGCUAUUGAUUUCUUAAGCCAGUAAUCUGAAGCAAAAGCUCAUACGUUGCUCUAACAGCUGUUUUGGGCCAUCUCUUUUUUGGUAAAAAUCUCUGUGGUCUCCCUUUAUACUCGAAGCUGGAAAACCUAUAGUCACAUCCAAGGUUGGUCGCAAUAUUAUCAAUAUGAGGGAUAAAUAACUAGUUGGAACUGUUGAAGGGAGGCCACCAUUUCCAAAAGUAGUAUUAGAGCCAUCUGUUUAAGGGGCUCAAUUAACUUAAAUGUACUUGCUGAAUAUUAUUUGAGUACUUCAUACUGUGAACCCUGUAAAAGAGACUAUAAACUGACUGUCUCCUACAUGCAAACUGCACACAGUACAUUUUAUAGGGACUCUCUUAUAUCUCUGAUUAUUUUCUGUACUAAAGUAGAUGUUGAAGGGAGAUAAGUACUCCCAUUUCUUGAAGCCCAAAAGCUUUUCUAGUAAUAGAUUAUAAUUAAGAGGCUCCCUUUAGCUUUCCCUUUUCAAAUCAAAUCAAAUUUAGAUAUUGAGAGGGGUUCAAGGCUCACCUUUUUUUUCCUCCCCCAAAGACAUAUGUGUUGUCCAUUGGGUUCAGAUACAAAGAUGAAGUAGAUGACACACAUUAAGGUACAUGCUGCAUUUUGAUAAUAGCAGCAAUGAGUUUUGGCCCUUUUGUUAACUGUGAUACAUUUAGUCAAUGAUGGGUAUGUGGCCAUGGAAUAUUAUUUUUCCUUGUACCAAGACCUCUGCCCUAUGUGGGUCGCCAUAUAGUUGAUUGUUAGAGAGCUGGGCUUAGAGUUGGGAACACCUGGAUUUGAAUCCUGCCUCUGAUAAUUAUGCAAUAUGUGAUUCUAGGCAAGCCACUUAAACUUUCUAAGGCUCUGUUUCCUCACCUGCAAAAUGGUGGUGAAAAUUAUCAGCAGACCUAUCUUCAAGAGUUUAUUAAGAGGAUCAAAUGAAAUAAUAAAGUUAUCAAAGCACUUCAUAAACUAAAAGAAUGCUCUUACUAGCUAUUAUUAGCCAAGCCUAUUGGUUAUCAGGGCCUGUUAUUAUGCUUUUCCUUGCAGAACUGGCCAAGGUAAUAGAGAUGUUCUUUUCUUUAUUAUAAUAAUUGUGUUGACCAUUAUAGCCCCUUUCUGGCUAGAAGGAAAAGACUUAUUUCUUUAACAAUAUCCUAGUGAGGCACAGAGAACUACAGAGCAUUUAAGUGACUUGCCACAUAGCCAACCGAAGACUAAAUUCAAGCCUUUUUAUGUUCUUGGUCUAUAUAUCUUGCCACUAGACCAAAUUAGUCUUUGAUUAUAUACUUGAUUAAUCUCCACCUUGUAGUAUAUGCAGGGGACAAGAAAAUGGGAGUCAAGGGUGGGGGGGGGUGGUCUCUUCUUUCUCUGAUGUCUCCAAUUACUUUGUCCUUACCAGUAUGUAGAGGCACCUUAUGUCCUGAUUGCUCUCAAUUUUAUAGUGUAUUAUUUGGACGAUGUGUAGGGUUUCCCUCCCUUUAUUCCAAAGCCUUCUAUUCUCUGCUAAUGAUACUGUAGCUUUCUAUUGACCAGCCCAGUUUGCAGACUGAGAGCCAAAUUUAUGAAAUGAUAAGCCAGGAUUGCCUAUCAGAAUGCUUGGUUUGGGGGUACUCUUGUUUGUUCAUUUGAGUACUUGUAAUAGAUGCCACUCAAUAAGAUGGAAUAAUAAUUUGUACUUGGGGAAAAAUGAUUAUCUAUUAAGCACAUGAAUGCUUUUCAACAUAGGGGUGCAAAUUGUGCUCCUUGACUUAGGUGCUGUAUUUGCAUGCUUAAGGAAUUAUGAAUAUUGACCAAAUGUCUUUUUUGUGAUGCUUUGUUCUCCAUAUACUCUGCAAAUGGAUUUCUGAAGGAUAAUAUUAAUCCUGAGUAUAUUCUGUUUUUUUUUUAA
Molecule: messenger RNA, 4556 nt
Organism: Monodelphis domestica (gray short-tailed opossum)
Lineage: Eukaryota; Metazoa; Chordata; Mammalia; Didelphimorphia; Didelphidae
Source: RefSeq, a predicted model, not a curated record